Molecule: messenger RNA, 2054 nt
Organism: Vollenhovia emeryi
Lineage: Eukaryota; Metazoa; Arthropoda; Insecta; Hymenoptera; Formicidae
Product: venom protease-like
Exons: 5
Coding region: 277-1425 (382 amino acids)
Biological process (GO): proteolysis
Molecular function (GO): serine-type endopeptidase activity
Source: RefSeq, a predicted model, not a curated record
AGCCCAGCAAGUAGUGAAGGAGCUUAGUUAAUCGGCGACUCACGAGCAGCCGUUUAGUACCGGUUUGGAUCUCAACUCGAGAAACCGAGACAGUGGCGAGUGGGAUUUCUCACGUUCUCCAACGAAGUGUGGAGUCUCGCGUUGAUCGACGAGAAUCAUCAAAGCAAAACAAGAAAAUUCCUGACUCGCUCUGAUCUGAAAGAGAGAGAGAGAGAGAGAAGAAACAAGAAAAACAGCGAAGUGAUUACAAGAUCUUGAUUCCCAGGGAGUAAUUACAUGCCGAUACCACAAAUAAACAUGAUGGUUAUCGGCACGCUAGUUCUUUUCCUCACGUUAACAGCGAUCCAUGCACAGAGAUGCCAAGAAGCAAGUGCUAACUGUAUCAACAUUCGCAAUUGUCCGGCGAUCUUAGCAAUUCUGACAGGUCCUAAACCGCUUUCGGCAAGUACAGUGGAGACUCUUCGAAUCUCGCAAUGUGGCUUCGACGGCAACGACCCGAAAGUUUGCUGCAACCUGGAAACAUCGACACCGAUGAUGAGGAGAGAUGCCUCGAAUCAAGGCCCACCAGAUGUGACAAACCAUCCGAAUCUACGUUUAUUGGAUCAUGUAGCAUGCGGACCCCUCGCCACACAGAAAAUAGUCGGCGGUAACAAAACCAGAGUCUUCCAGUAUCCAUGGAUGGCGUUAAUCUCGUACACCGGCGACAUCAGCAAAACAGAUCCCGAUUUCCGUUGCGGUGGUACACUCAUCUCCUCGCGCUACAUCCUCACCGCCGCUCAUUGUGUCACCGAGCUUCCAGAUGGUCUCCAAGUAAUAGGCGUCAGAGUAGGAGAACACGACCUAACCACGGAACGUGACUGCGAGAGAGACAAAAAUGGGAGGGAAGUUUUUUGUUCAAACUAUCAGGAUUUCGGCAUAGAUAGCAUCCAAUCCCAUCCGGACUACACGACUAGUAGAAUGCAAAAUGAUAUCGCGCUUAUCAGGUUGAAUGUUUCCGUAAACUUCAGUCCACGAAAUAUCAAGCCGAUUUGCCUACCUAUCGGUAAUUCGAGGCCGAUAAAUCGUGACAAUGGGGCUGUGGUGACCGGCUGGGGCGCGACGGAGUCGGGCCAGCGUAGUAAGGUUCUUCUGCAGGUGAAUCUGCCGCUGGUGGACAACGAGCAGUGUGAAGAAGCGUACUCACGGUCCGCGGACAUCUGGUACAAGCAGAUAUGUGCCGGCGGCCACAUUGACGUGGACUCCUGUUUGGGAGACAGUGGCGGGCCUCUGCAGGCGGAAAGUAUAUACAACGGCGGGCCGGUGCGAUUCGUCCAGUACGGCGUGGUCAGCUACGGGUUGAGACAGUGCGGCACCGACGGCUUCCCCGGAGUUUACACGAGAGUCACCUACUACAUGGACUGGAUCCUCAACACGAUGACACCUUAAAAAGCGGGAUUAAAACAGAAUGCAUGUCUUUCGCAUUAAUCUCAAUCUACGUGUUUGGCGACGCAAACGUGGUGUAAUCCGAAGAGAAUGAGAAUACAAGUUUUGCGAGGUAUUAGAUAGAUGCAAUAGAUAAGAAAAAAUUAAUUUUGGAAGAUAGGCUGAAUAGGUGAAAAUGCAGAAGAGGAAUAUGUUAUAUUAUAUUUUCGACGCUUGUAGAAAUAAACGAUUUAGACGACUAGGAAAAUGAUCCGUGAGUGAAUCCAAAUAAAUAUCGUUAGUAUGCAUGUUAUAAUACAUUAAUUAAUAAAAAUAAUUAUUGUUAAUUUUAAAUACUCUUGUUAUCUUUUUAUAUUAGAAGUGUUUCAUUGCCGAUACAACUUUAUUCUAUUAGACGGUAAUCUCUUGGGAUUGCGACUUAAAUUAAAUUAUGCGACAAAGUAUUAUAAUCGCAUAUGCAAUAAGUGUGAAACAUCUUCGAUAAGAAGAGAAAAAUGACAGUUUUUCAAGAGACAGAGACAGAGAAACAUCUUUUCUAAUAGAUAUUCGUGCUAAACCGAUGUGUAAUUAUAAUUUAUAUGUAACAUGUGUUUUCACGUCUUAUAAUAUCGAUAUAUAAUUUUUCCAUAAAA